Aspergillus ruber CBS 135680 is the source of this 1266-nucleotide messenger RNA. Its product is annotated as SET domain-containing protein. Bases 1 to 1266 code for a protein of 421 amino acids. The transcript is spliced from 6 exons. The record is from RefSeq and is a predicted model, not a curated record. Gene Ontology annotation, molecular function: protein binding; protein-lysine N-methyltransferase activity. Lineage: Eukaryota; Fungi; Ascomycota; Eurotiomycetes; Eurotiales; Aspergillaceae. Gene Ontology annotation, biological process: peptidyl-lysine monomethylation; peptidyl-lysine trimethylation.
AUGACGGCAGAUGACUUGCCCAAUGAGCACAUUGAGUGCAUGCAAUGGGCGAUAUCCCACGGCGCUGAAGUCCGUGGCGUCACUCCAGCCCGAUUUCCCGGUCGUGGCCUUGGUAUGGUGGCCACCAGGACGAUAAAAGAAGAUGAGACUAUUAUUACAAUUCCAUCGUCAGUGAUGUUGACGGUUGACAGUGUCCCGUCAACUUUUGUCAAGAAGUUCCGAACAGGCACUCCAACCCAAGCCAUUUUAGCUGCAUAUCUCACUCGCGGCGAUAGAAGAUCGCUCAAGAAAUGGGAUCCAUGGCGUAAAGUAUGGCCGAGUCGGCAGGUAUUUGAAGAUAGCAUGCCCCUGUUAUGGCCGGAAUUCUCGCAGAACAAUUCAGGGGCUGGUGGUAUUAUCCUACCACCCUCUGCAUCUGGGACCUUGAAGACAGCCCAGGCAAAUUCAUUGGGCGAGUGUGAUAAAGAGAUAUAUCAAAAUAUUCUCUCCCGACAGCGGAUGCGUCUUCAGCAUUCGUGGGAGGAUGUUGUUUCUGUGAUCCCUGAUAUGGACUGGGAUUCUUUUUCGUACAAUUGGUGUAUUGUCAACACGAGGAGCUUUUAUUACGUUGGACCGGGAAAGGAGGAUCCGGAAGAUUGGAAUGAUGCUCUAGGACUGGUACCUUUUGUGGAUUACUUCAAUCAUUCAGAUGAAUGGACUUGUGAUGUCACUUUUAAAUGCACGAAUUACAUUUUCAAGGCGAAUCGUCGAAUUGAAAAGGAUGAAGAAAUAUACAUCAGCUACGGAGCACACACUAAUGACUUUCUAUUGAUUGAGUAUGGCUUCUUCCUCGACCAGAAUGUGUGCGACGCAGUAUAUCUAGACAAUAUCAUAUGCCGGGAACUGAGUCCAGUUGAUGAAGAAGAGCUAAAGCAGCGGGAUUACUAUGGUAACUAUGAGAUCACACCCACAGGUUCUUGCCGCCGCCUAGGGGCAGUUGCAUGCAUGAAAUACAUGGAUCGCAACGAUUGGCGAAGUAUGAUGGACAGCAAUUCGAACAAGGGCAUUGACAUACAGAAGACUGCGAAGGCCAUCUCCGACUGGAUCAACGCUUACCUGAAAGAAUGCGAAACGUCAAUUGAAAGCCUUGAGACGAACAUUGCCGCUGAGCAAGAUGAGCGCCGGAGUGCAAGGGUAUCAAUGAUAUUGAACAGAUGGAAGCAGAUCAAGUCGCUGUGCGAAGGUGCACUGGAUGCGGUUGCUUGGGAAGAUACUGAUACUGAGUGA